AUGUCGAAAGUUUACUUCUUUAAUUUAAAGAAAUCUGCUGCUGAGGCGCAUAGAUUGCUCGUAGAAGCAUAUGUGUUACCCCACCCGCUGUAUUCACCAGACAUUGCACCGUCUGAUUAUCACCUGUUCCGGUCCAUGGCACAUGCUCUGUCGGCGCAGCGGUUCACAUCUUAUGAGAAUACCGAAAAUUGGGUUAAUUCGUGGAUAGCCUCAAAAGACAAGGAGUUCUUCAGACGUGCGAUUCGAAUGCUGCCUAAGAGAUGGGAAAAAGUGGUUGCAAGUGAUGGGAAAUAUUUUAAAUAA
Pieris macdunnoughi is the source of this 303-nucleotide messenger RNA. The record is from the annotation of a GenBank genome assembly. NCBI's taxonomy places the organism in Eukaryota, Metazoa, Arthropoda, Insecta, Lepidoptera, Pieridae.